UUGCACUUUUGCAGAGCGACAUGAGCGACAUACACUUCCUUCCACGUCGACACAUGUUAAAUGACGUUUGAUGUAAACUCUACUUGAUCACCUUCUAUAGAAAUGGAUCCCAAUGUUCAUACUAAAAUGCCUGAUAAUAAAAGAACAAAAUAUAUUAUCAUUGUUCUGUUAGCAGUUAUUGUAGUCCUAUCCUACCAGCUCUAUAAAGAAAACAAAUUAAAGAAAGAUCUUGUGAGAAGAAAAGCCUUUCUGUACAAAAAAUUGAACCAAUGUUAUGUUGAUGGAGAAAAAAGUGAAGCGAAGUAUAGCAACGUACGCAAAGAGAAAAUGAAGUUAAAUAGCGAUCUUGAAGAUAAAACUGAAAAGCACGAAAAAUUAUCGAAGGAUUAUGAUGAGUUGCAGCGAUCGUUCGAUAAAAAAGAAAUGGAAUUGCAUAGUUUACAGAAAUCCGCCGAUGAAGAUGAAAAGCAGUUGUCUAAGCUUAAAGCCAAUUAUGAUUCUGCAAUUUCUUCUGUCAGAACUGUGCAAGGGAAGGUUAACAAGACCCUAGUUGUUUGUAACAAGAAUAAAGAAGAAAAUAUCCAGUUUAAAGAGAAAGUUGAAGGAUUGAUGGAACAAUUACAACAAUGUAAGGAUGAUAAAUCACAAAUAGAGCAAGGGACUAAUUAUAUAUCUAUCAUCGACUGAAAAACCUUCAUGAUCAGCUGAAUGGUCAGAGGGAGCUAUCAAAAUUGACACCCCCAAAUGAUAAUUCAGGCCCAUAUAUAUCUAAACCAGGUCAAAACUUUCAAACAAGAGAUCAUAUAAAGGAAACGAAUAAAUUUGAUAGCGUACAAUACACCUUUCCACCAUCGUCAGUUUCCCAACCGGCGAAGAAAGUCUCUCACACUUAGAAAAUUCACAAGGCUUAAUCAAGAUGGAUAGUAGUACACCUUCUCAAACAAACUCUAUGUCCAACAUAUUCAACAGAUCAAUGACAAGGAAUACAGUCCUUUCGCCAUUGCACUCCAGGACAGAACAAGAUAAAGAUGUUAUGUAAUUAUUAAUAACAACAAAUUAAAGCUGUUCAAGAGACAAAGUAGAUAGCAAAUGUUGGGUAACAUUGUUGUAAUAUGUUUUAGACAGUAGUUUGUAAUAGUGAAUUUUUCCCACUAGAAAGUUGCACACACACAUUCUUCUGUAACAUUUUCAAUUAUAAUUUAUUUACUAUUUUCACAGCUUCAAGUUAAAAAACUUCAACAUGUUUUCAGUAUUCUAAA
This is a messenger RNA of Xenia sp. Carnegie-2017, 1259 nucleotides long. RefSeq names its product myosin-9-like. The record is from RefSeq and is a predicted model, not a curated record. Lineage: Eukaryota; Metazoa; Cnidaria; Anthozoa; Malacalcyonacea; Xeniidae. Bases 103 to 687 code for a protein of 194 amino acids. The transcript is spliced from 6 exons.